Messenger RNA from Callorhinchus milii (elephant shark), 3556 nucleotides. RefSeq names its product SAS-6 centriolar assembly protein (gene sass6). The transcript is spliced from 17 exons. Lineage: Eukaryota; Metazoa; Chordata; Chondrichthyes; Chimaeriformes; Callorhinchidae. Gene Ontology annotation, biological process: centriole replication. Gene Ontology annotation, cellular component: centriole; centrosome. Bases 140 to 2149 code for a protein of 669 amino acids. The record is from RefSeq and is a predicted model, not a curated record.
ACAUACACCACCUGGCGGAGCUCGUGUCACCUGCGGAGUGAUCAUGAGUUGAAGAGAGGAACGAGAGAGAGAGAGAGAGAGAGGGGGGUUAAAAAAAAAGGUCAGAAUUAACAGCAGGAAAGCCCGCAGCAGGAGCAGGAUGACCGAGGAGCUCUUCUGCAAGGCGGCCGCCGUGGUGAUCAAGUGCAAGGAGUGUGAGGACAGGAGGGAAAAUAUUCAACUGAUGGUAGAAUGGCAAUCUUCUUCUAAUCCAGUUCACAAAAAGGAUUUAAUUGUACGUUUGACGGAUGACACGGAUCCCUUUUUCUUGUAUACUCUUACAAUUGGCGAAGAAGAUUUUCAAAGUUUAAAAACCCAACAAGGAUUGCUGGUAGAAUUUUCUGCUUUUCCUCAACGGUUCAUAGAUCUUUUGGAACAAUGUAUCCGAGAACAAGAUAAAGAGAUGCCACGGUUUCUGCUUCAGUUGGUAACUUCCUCCACUGUGAUGGAUCGCAUCCCAGCGAACUUGAAUGUAAUAGAAACUAAUCCAUUCAAGCAUCUCACCCACCUCUCCUUAAAGCUGCUGCCAGCAAAUGAUACUGAUGUCAAGAAAUAUUUAGCUGUCUGUCUCCGAAAUAUGAAGAUGGAAAGGAAUUCGCUUGACGAUAGGUUGCACAGAUCUGAAGAAGACUUAAAUAAAAGAUUAAGCAUUACUCAACAGACUUUGGCAGAAAAAAGUAAAGAAUUAGAUCGAUUACGAAAUGAAUGGACAUCACAUUCAAGCUUGAUGUCAAACAAACACAGUCAAGAGGUUACCACAGAACGAGAGAAAUCUCAACAGGCUCAAAGACAGUACCAGCUUCAGUGGGAACAACAGAAGAAGGAGAUGGAAAUAGCACACAGUCGAACAGUUCAACAUUUAGAGAGCAGGCUAGCUGAACUGGAAACUAUUAACAAGGAUCUUACUGAGAGGAGAUAUAAAUCAGAAUCUUCAAUACGGGAGUUGAAAGCCAAACUGUUGGGAAUGGAAGAGGAGUGUCAAAGAUCAAAGCAGGAAAUUCUUUCACUGAGGAGAGAGAACUCCACAUUAGAUGCGGAAUGCCAUGAAAAAGAAAAACUGCUGAAUCAACUGCGAACGAGGACCGCUGUCCUGGAGCAAGAAGUGAAGGAUAAAGAGCAGGUGGUUACAAGGACAACAGAAGUCUUUGAAAGUACACAGGAACACAAGAAAAAUCUAGAGGGGAGCUUAGAACAAAAGCAGCAACAAAACAGAAAACUGGAAGCUACUGUGAAGUCUCUUUCAGAAGAAUUACUGAAGGCCAAUGAGAUUAUUAAAAAACUGCAGGGAGAUAUGAAAAAACUGAUGGAAAAGAUCAAACUGAAAAAUACUGUGACAAUGCAACAAGAGAAACUUAUUGGAGAAAAGACGCAAACAAUCCAGAAAGAGCAAAUGGAGUUGAGGGAGGUGCAACAGAGUCUCCGAUUAAAGGAGGAGGAGAUGUCUAAACAGCAAGAGCACCUUGAAGCCACAGUCCAAAAAUUGGAAGAGAGCAAGCAACUUCUAAAGACAAAUGAAAAUGUAAUAUCCUGGUUGAAUAAGCAACUGAAUGAGAAUAAACUUGCUUCAAUGCAAGGGACACCGGGCUCAUUUGAUCCAUCAACAAUAUCCAGUGGCAAUUUGUCGAGGCCUGGUGUUGUACAAAACAGUCUGCAGGCUCUGUACAGCACUCCUUUCUCUCUCCCAAUGCCGCAUCCUGUCUCUUCUGCUUUGGCUUCAGAUAAUUAUUCUAAGAUCUUUGUUCCUACUAUACGAACGAAUACUGCAUCCCUGAUUCCUCGUGUGCCAGGACGUGGUCUGCAGGUGCACUUUAAUCCAAUGGUGUCAAAUUCCACAAGUUCUCCUGUAUGUGACUCCAAAGCAGUCCCUUCGACUUCGACACCAACUAUGACAGCAGCCUCUACAAAGAUGGAAUCAGUUGGCUUAGACAUGAAGUACUUGCAGAAGAGGGAUGGCAGUAAUACGGUAUUGACUCAAGGCGUGCCACUUCAGAUGGCUUCAUAUCCAUCCAGUGCAGUAUCAACUAGGCCACCUGUAUCUAAACCAGGAAAUCCACCACCAAGAGUGUCUGCCUACUUCCCAGGACAACAGCCGAGACUCCCAGCAUCGUGAGAGAAGAGGAUGGAAUACAACUUCUCAGCGUAACUCACAGUCACACUGUGACAGGGAUUGUGAGAAAAGAAAUUCCUUUUCUAAAGACAGGCCUCUUGGGUAGUUUACUGCAGCUUUAUGCAGGAUUACAUUUAGGUCUAUUUAUUCAUUGUAAGAAAUGGACAGUGAUCAUUACGAUAACUCAAGAUGCUCAUUCAAACUGCCAGAAUGCAUUCCAUUGCCAUUCCCAAACUAUUAAUCUAUAGACAAAUAUAACCUUCAUUUUAGGAAAAGGUCUCCUGUACAGGUUAGAGCCAGGUUCGGGGGAGGAAAUAUACCAAAGUACCUGUUGUAUGUCUUAGGUUAGUUUUCUAUCAUGUUCCUUACAAAUCACUGGAUUGGUGUGAAUGGUAAAUAUUUUGGAGCAAUGGACAGGUUGAGAGUAAGUUUAACAAUGUAGAUCUUGGGUAUCAAACAUUACAGAGUAGAGAAUAUGGACUACCUUCUGCUAGAUUCAUACUAUGUCUUUUUGAUGUUUAGUUUUGUCUUACUAUUUGUAGAAUUUUUCCCUAUUAAUUUCUCUUUAUGCAAACUUUUAGGGGAUGGAACUCAGCAUAAUUCGUCAGUUUGUGCAUUAUUGUGUUAUCACCAUCUUUGUUUUGUAGCUUUCGUCUUUUUUUGGUCAAGCUAUGCUACCUCUCUUAUAGGACUGCUUUUCUUUACCCAGAAUCGUGUGUGGCACCAGUUGACAUUGAAUAGAAGAAAACUGUGUUUCUAUGUGUUUGAUUAGUUGGAAUUACUGUAUGCCCUCUUUCUUAGCAUCAAACUGGUUAUGUGAAUCAACUAACAGAAACUAGCCUUCAGUUCAAUUUUCAUUUCAUUCAGUUUUAUUAUUGAAACCUCACAUUAAUUCAGUGUAUACAGUCAGUAUUACAACAUAGGAGUGGGCUGGCCCUGCCAAGUGCUGUGGAGGUCAGUUAUCCUAUUGAGGACUGAUAUUUUGCAUUGGAAAGGAAAAAAUGGUGAAUUUUACCUUGCCUGUAGAGCAUUUGUUGUAAACUUUUGUACCUGCAGAUUAAAUUUCAUCGUUGUAUAUGAAUAGGAUUUCAGAUAUUAUUGCCCAACAAAUAGAAGCACUGUGCAUCACGCGUACUGUCAGAUUAUUUGCCUACACUUCGGCAGCUCUUUUGUGCAGAUAUGAGUUGUGGUGCAUUGUUUCACUUCAAUUGGUGACUAAUAUAAUUGCAUCAGGGAAUUUAAAGCACAUCAGAUGUACACAAGUGAUACCUAUCAUACUAUAAGUAGUAAGUUAUGACAUCUGUUUUACUGAAUGUCAAUGUACAAAUUGUAACAUACUUUGUAUUUAAUAUGAGUGUUGCAUACAUAUUUUGAAGAAAUAAAAUACAUGCACUUUUGCAAAAACAUAAA